Molecule: messenger RNA, 2949 nt
Organism: Talaromyces rugulosus
Lineage: Eukaryota; Fungi; Ascomycota; Eurotiomycetes; Eurotiales; Trichocomaceae
Exons: 4
Coding region: 1-2949 (982 amino acids)
Biological process (GO): DNA-templated transcription; regulation of DNA-templated transcription
Molecular function (GO): zinc ion binding; O-methyltransferase activity; DNA binding
Source: RefSeq, a predicted model, not a curated record
AUGUUGUUCAUUCUACCGCCAUGGAGUCUUACAGAGACUCAUCUCGCCCCUGAACAGCUUGGUCUGGCACACGCCCGAGAAAACAGUAUCAAGAAUGGCAUACCAACCAUAGCCGUCUCCCCGACUCAGGGAAAGUUCCUUUCGUUGCUUGCCACCAUGAGUAGUGCGAACUAUGUUCUGGAGCUUGGAACUCUUGGGGGUUACUCAAGCAUUUGUCUUGCCCAGGCAAUCAAAGAGCGUGGAGGAAAGCUCACAAGUGUCGAUAUUUCUAGCGACCGACGUCAAGUUGCUAUACAAAACUUGCAGUUUGCUGGUAUCGAUGUACCUGGCGAGGCGGAUGUGCUUCUUGGGGCUGCUCUAGAUAUUCUUCCAAACCUUGCCAACGAGAUUGAAACUGGAACCCGCUCAGCAUUUGACUUUGUGUUCAUUGAUGCAAAUUGGGACAACCAGUGGGAAUAUUUCGACUUCGCCGUCAAAAUUUCGAAAGGAAAAGGCAGCGUUAUUUAUGUAGAUAACGUGGUGAGACAAAUCCUUGAGGCCGGCAUAAUUGGACCAGAGAAGAAGGAUGAGGAAGUCAUGCCACUAGUAGAAAAGGUCGGGCAAGAUAACAGAGUAGAUGCGGUUGUUAUGCAGACAGUUGGUGCAAAAAGCUAUGAUGGAUUUCUAAUGGCUGUCAUCAGUCGUCAGGUAGUGUUUAUCUCCUUAUCUAUACACAUUAUUGCGAUGGCUGCCAUGGCCACUUUCCCCUCAGAUCUUCUAUCGCAACAAGGACGGCCUGCAGAGAACCUCAAGGCUCUGUCAUGUAUAAUCUGUCGACGGAGAAAACUGAAAUGUGACCGCAGGGAUCCGUGUUCGCGAUGCAUCAAAUCUAGUGUUGAAUGUAUUUAUCCAGAUCCAGUGCGAUCGCGUCACCAGCGCAAACCGGAGCUAGUCUUGAUAACACGACUAAAGCAUUACGAAAAUCUGCUCAGAAAGAACGGGAUUGAUCCAAAUGCUAUUGAAAGUGAUAGCUAUGAUGACAGCGUUUCAAUUGAGGGCGAAGUGGAAAACACUCUCAACAUCGACCCGGUUCAGGCUUCUUCUGAUGUCCACAACCAAACCACAAAGGGACAGUUCCUGUCGAGAGGAGGGAAGUCCAUUUACUUUGACAAGUAUGGUAUUUCACUUCUGAGCUUUGAAACUGAAAAAUUAACCAUCGAUGAAAACAGUAAUGUCUGGAGAAAUUUCGGCAGUGACCUCCGCGAGACCGACUCAUUACUGCACGAUAUAGAAGAAUAUAGUCAGGCUGAUAAUUUGUUGACUGACCACGGGGGACUUCCUUUAAAUUUCGAUCGGCUACUUUUAGGACCCCCCUCUAGAUCUUCUUUAGCUGGUCUACACCCCAACUCCGUCCAGUCCUUCAAAUUGUGGAACAUCUUCCUUGAAAAUGUCAAUUCACUAACGAAGGUUAUUCACGCGCCAUCUGUCCAGAAACGAAUCAUGGAAGUCAUUGGUGAUAUCGACUCAAUCGGAAACGGCCUUGAAGCACUUUUCUUCGCCAUAUACUGCUGCGCGAUCAAUUCCAUGACUGAAGACGAAGUAAGGUCCGAGCUUGACACGGAGAAGACAAUUUUAUGGAAUAGGUGCCGUGCUGGUGCCCAGCAAGCUCUGGUAAAUGCCAGGUUUACCGCAACAGCGGAUUUGAUGGUCCUUCAAGCUUUGCUCCUCUUUAUUAUCUCAACACGUGAUGAUUGCCAUCAAAGAAGCCUAUGGUGUCUCAGUGGAGUUGCCAUCCGGAUAGCCCAUCAGCUUGGACUUCACCGUGAUGGAUCCUGUCUUGGAAUGCCCUUCUUCGAGACAGAAAUGCGACGGCGCGUGUGGUGGCAACUGAUAGUAACUGACAGGCUUAUUGCACGCACGUGCGGUUCAUUACCGGCUCCACUGCCGCAAUCAGAUACACGACUUCCGACAAUUGUCAAUGAUACAGAGUUGUAUCCGGAUAUGAAAGAAAGUGUAGCUGACAGUACCGGCGCAACGGAGAUGGUAUUCUGCCAGGUGCGAUAUGAAUUCCAUUCUUGGUUUCAGCGUCAAGACGAUGGGAAAAUGACAAAAACCGGGGAGGAUCCCUGGCGACUUCUGGCCGCGCUUGGUCAGAAAAUGUCAACAAACGCUAUGUCGGGGCUAGAAAGAGCACUCACCGAAAAGAUCAUUGAAAAAUGCGACCCAUCCAUUCCGCUGCACCUCCUUGCCAUCACAUCUGCGAGGUCGACCAUGGCUUUAGUAAGAUUAAUGGCACUUGAUCCUUUUCAUUCCUUGGAACGAGGUCAGCCACUAUCACAGGCCGAGAGAGACAAAAUAUUCGAUGCAUCUCUACAACUUGCAAAGUUCUCGACGGAUAUUCGCUCCAUGGACUCCUUGAAACGUUUUUCGUGGCAUCUAGACUAUUUCUUUCCAUGGCCUGCGCUAGUAUACGCGCUGUCAGAACUCCGAUAUCGACCCAUCGGAGAACCUACAACGCAGGCCUGGUUCUACCUUGGCUCAUUAUAUUCUAGGCAUCAUGCUCGACUGAUCUCCCGCGCCCGAGGCCCGCUUCAUCUUAUCAUAUCGAAACUAGCUGUUAAGGCAUGGGACGUUCACAAAACCCAGUACGAGCAACAGGGAUUGUCUGUCCCCCCGAAGCCUGAAAUAGUCGCCAUUGCGUCAGAAAUCGACAACCAGGAAAACAAACUCGCUCCGAUGGAAGAGGAUCAGCACUUUCACGGCCAGCCGAACCAUAUCUUCCAGGGCCUAAAUUUAGACGAGUCGCACUACGAUUCCAGCACGUCAACGGGAAUAAAUGAAGAUAGUCAUGAUUUGCUCGCCGGCUUCUUUGAUCAAACGGCAGCACUAGGCGAUACUUCAAUGGAUUGGGGCACCUUGGAUAGCAUUCUUCAAGAUCCACAUGAUUUUAACAUGUCCGUUUAUCUUUAA